AUCUACACAAAAUGAGUAACAUCUAUCAGAAUCUCAUCUACAAAUUAUUACCAAAUUCAUUAAAAUCUCACUUGAAUACAUCCACGAAUAUCCUGUUUGAUUUCAUCCGAUUCAUCAUCGCCCAGGUCCAGUCCAUUAGACGACAUACCUAUCAUAUUCAUACAGAUGCAUGAUUGAUAAAGUUUGUUCUGAUGGGUCCGGUGCAUCACAUGCAGCCCAUUCAUCAUCAAACACAUUUCUCAUCAUCACAACCAAAAACAUGGAGGAGGAGGAGGCCGAGAAACUCGUAGAGGUGUCUGAACAAGAAAUAUGCAUAGACUUCUCACUCGGCUGCAAAUGCCGCGCCACGGUCCACUUAAGAUCCCUCAGCUCCACCGCCUCCACCGCCUUCAAAAUCCAGACCUCGUCUCCGCACAAAUUCCUGGUCAAUCCGCCCUCCGGACUCAUCGCUCCUCUCUCUCACACCACGUUUCAAGUCAUUCUCAAGCCUCAGUCGCAGCUUCCCUCUCCUUUCCCUCGCUGCUCUCCUUGCGACAAGUUCCUCGUCCGCACCGCCCUCGCGCCGCCGCAACUCGGUGACGUUAAUUCCUGGUUCAAUUCGCUCCCUGACUCGUUCGUGACUCGGGAUGUGAGACUCAAGGUGUCCUUCGUGGGCCCGUUUCUCCUGCGCCACGCGGUUAUUACCGGAGAUUACGAGUCGGCGAGGAAUGUUUUGAGGCGGCAGAAGACGGGGCUGGCGAGUCGGGAGGCUGAGUCACUCGUCCGAGUUGCGGCGGAGUUGGAGAACUCGGAGGCCAUGGUUGAGUUGCUUACCGAGUCAACAACACAUAACAUUAGUCUUAUUAACGACCGGGAACUGAGCUGGACUGAAUUACACGUGGCGGCGGCGAAUAAUCGGACGGACGAGAUCUCGAGUUUGAUAAGCAAGAAAGAAGGCGGGCCGUUGGAUUGUAAAGAUGCGGAAGGCAGAACCGCCUUGUAUUUGGCAGCCAAGGAAGGGUUUGAGGGAUGUGUUACGGUGCUGGCGCGUGCAGGUGCUAACGUGGACGCCAGGACUCAUGACGGUCGGACGGCGCUCUAUAAAGCAUUCACUAAUGGUGACCGUCGGAUGAUGGAGCUCCUCCUUCAAAUGGGUGCGGACCCCACCUCAGAUCAUCGUGGACGAUCUCCUCUCCAACUGGCACGUGAACGAUCACUGAAGGAAGUAGUAGAGCUACUUGAACGCGGGGAAGCGGUACUAAAUGCUUCAAGAAGCGGACAUGUAAAACUAGUUGAACAGCUCUUAGAAACGGACGCUAAGAUUAACUACUGCGAUCAAUACGGACUGAGUCCUCUGCACGCGGCUGCAAUCAAAGGCCACAAGGACGUAGCCAUGUUGCUGGUUGAGUACGGCUCAGAACUGAUCAAUUCUCGCGAUGCCGAUGGCCACACUCCGUUGCAUUUGGCGGUUCAGAGCGGCGACCAAGCUAUGGUAGAGGUGUUGCUCAACAGGGGAGCUGAGGUGAACGCCUUGACCAACAAAGGUGCCACUCCUCUCUACAUUUCUCAGCUUCUGAGAUGUGAUGAUAUUACACGGCUUUUGUUGGCUUCGGGAGCUGAUUCUACAUUGCUGCCGUUGUCGUGCUCUUCAGAUUCAUGGGCGUUCACAACUUAUGCUUCAUGAUUGACUUUUGGUUCAAUUCUGUGAUUUCAAUUAUGUUUAGAUGUUAUAAACACCUUAACUGUGAUUCAUUUUUUUUUAAUUGUUGCUCUGGUUUUUGUGUUGGAAAUCCAAUUUUAUUUGUUUUUUCA
Messenger RNA from Daucus carota subsp. sativus, 1791 nucleotides. Its product is annotated as protein VAPYRIN. The transcript is spliced from 2 exons. Lineage: Eukaryota; Viridiplantae; Streptophyta; Magnoliopsida; Apiales; Apiaceae. Bases 170 to 1663 code for a protein of 497 amino acids. The record is from RefSeq and is a predicted model, not a curated record. Gene Ontology annotation, molecular function: protein binding.